Molecule: messenger RNA, 2692 nt
Organism: Ceratitis capitata (Mediterranean fruit fly)
Lineage: Eukaryota; Metazoa; Arthropoda; Insecta; Diptera; Tephritidae
Gene: Cyp317a1
Product: probable cytochrome P450 317a1
Exons: 2
Coding region: 747-2327 (526 amino acids)
Molecular function (GO): heme binding; iron ion binding; monooxygenase activity
Source: RefSeq, a predicted model, not a curated record
AGAUAAACAAAACUUGUUUAUAUUGAACACGCCAAAAAUAAAUUGACUUUGUUCUACGCUCGUUCAACGCUCUUCUCUGCAAAAAAAUUUAAUUAGUUUUCGCUGCUUUCAACACCUCUCCCGACAUGCAGCUACCAACAAGUCAGAGUCCCAGUGAAAUCCCGCCUUACCCCAACCGCAACCUGAUCGCAAGUAACAGCGAAAUGUUCACCGAUAAAGGCGAUGAUUAAAGUGGAAAUAUUUAAAAGCAAAAGCGACGAGCUCGCUCCGCCGCGCUCCAGCAAUGACUCCGCUGGAAAAGCGAAGCGUGUAGCGUGAGAGCCCAGCGCGGAGUGUGAGUAACUAGCAAAGCACUUAGGUAAUCGAAACGCUUAGUAAGCGGUUGAAACGCGCGCUGAGCGGCAGCGUUAGGAAAAAACUUGCCAAAAGUGAAGUGUUUUUGAGGUGUUUUUUUUUUUAAUUUUUUUUUUCUGUUUAAAAGCACAAAAAAAACGUUUGAGGUGCCGGUAGCGGUAGCGGUGGCGGGGCAGAGCAAGUGAAUACAGCAUAUGUGUGUAUGUGUAUGUGUAAGAUAUUAUGAAAAUAUUUUAGUUGAAGUUACACGACUUUCGUACAUUCGCACGUUCUUUUUUUUUGAACUUUAAGCCAAUGUGGCCUUGAAAAGGGCAAACACUCAACUGAAAUUCCAUUGCGCUGAACAAACAAAUAAACAAAAGGUACGAAUACCAUACACAAGUGCCAUCAAAAUGUGGUGGGUCUGGUUAAUUGUUGCAGUUGUGAUCGCCGUCCUCGUUAUUUUCGUAUUAACGCCGCUCCUCUAUAUCUGUUAUAAGCGUAACUACUGGCGUUGGCAUAAUGUGCCCUUCGAGCCACCCGCUCCCGAGUUUGAAAUCCUGCAGCGUCUCUUCGGUCUGCGUCCCACAUUGGAGUGGGAGGAGCUGGAGCACUACGAUUUACUCUAUCGCAACUUCAAAGGUCGCAGUCCAUUUUGCGGUUUCUAUCAUCUCAUGCAACCGCGCGCACUCAUACUCGAUCGAGAGCUGAUUAUGCAGAUACUCAUUAAGAACUUCUCAAAUUUCAAUGAUCGCGGCAUUUACCACAACAGUAAACAUGAUCCGCUCUCUGCUGAUUUGUAUAGUCGACGCGGUAGCGAGUGGAAAGAGAUGCGUUUGCGUCUCGAGCCGAUCUUCGCAAAAGAUGAAAUGCGCUACCUGUACGAUGGCUUGCGCGAGUCAAGCGCAGAAUGGUUGCUGGGCUUCGACCAGCUGGUACGAAACGAGCGCGCACAUAGUGGUUACAUUGAGAUACGUACACAGAUACGUCGUUAUGUAUUGACGACAUUGGCAGCUUGUGUUUUCGAUUUGACUGCGGCGCGCCAAGAAAAGUAUCCGCUCAAUGUUUUCGAAGACAUGACUCAUCUCGAGCACACUACAUCACGUCAUAGCGAGUUUGCGAAUGCAUUCUUACGUCGCUACCCACGACUGGGUAAAAAGAUGAAGUUGCGUACGACAAGUAAAGAGGUUGAAGACUAUUUCACCGGACUCAUUACAGAAGUGGUAAAUGAGCGUGAGCAGAGUAGCACUGAGAAAAAGGACUACAUGCAGCUUUUGGUGAAUUUGAUGCAACAGGAAUUGAGCACACACGAGGUAGAGGAUCAAACUAUGAAGGAACUUAAGGAACACUUGAUGGGCGAGUUGGCGGCGCAUGCUAUAUCUUUCCUGAAAGCUGGACUCCGCCCCACCACACAUACGUUAACGUAUAUAUUGUACGAGUUGGCGCUAAAUGAUCCUAUACAAGAACAACUGCGCGCGGAGAUUGAGGUCGCACUGAAACGACACAACAAUGAACUCACCUACGACUGCUUACGUGAACUUAAAUUUCUCGGUCAGGUCAUAUCAGAAACCAUACGUCUACAUCCCGUCGUCCCGUACCUAAUACGUCGCACACUCACCGACUUCCCAGUGCUAAGUGACAACAAAUAUGUUCUUCCCAAAAAUAUGUUCAUCAUCGUGCCGACACACGCUAUACACAACGAUGCCGAGUACUAUCCCGAGCCGUUCAUCUUUAAACCGGAACGUUUCGGACGCGAAGAUAAUAAGCGCCGCGAUAUCUGUAUGUGGUUGGGUUUCGGCGAAGGACCGCGCAGUUGCAUUGGUCUACAUUUUGCGCAACUAAUUAUGCGUCUACUCCUGGUUCAGCUGAUCACGCGUUACCAUUUCACAGUAGACCGCACGCGGCUGAUGGUGAAGCCGCAGAAUGUGAUUAGAUUGCGUGUAGAUCCUCUUGACGAGCAGGCCGAUGGGAGAGAGGCUGAUGUGGUCAUUUAAGUAAUUUAGAUUAAUGCAGGGUAUCGUUGAAGAGAAGUUUGGUGAAUUUUGUUGAAAGCACAUGGAGUUUUCUGUUGUAAAUAUGUAUAUUUAUUUAUGUCUUUUAAGUAGUUAUAAGAGACAAAGAGUGGUUAAUUACAUGCAAAUGUUGAGUUCAUACUCCAAGUUUCAUUGGAAUUAAAAACAAAUACAUACAAACUAGUUCAAGGGAGUGAAAAUAACGCUACCUCACAGUAUUGGCAUAGCUCUAAGUAUAGAAACUUAUGUAUACAUACAUACAUAUACCAUGAGAUAUCAGCAAUGACAUCUAACUUAAGACGAAUCGCAGAUUUUUUUGUAAAUAAAAGCAAAUGUAUUAUACACAA